AUGCUUUUUCCUACAGACUCAAAUGCUGAUCCUUCAAUUCAAGCAACACAGAUAAGUUUGAAGCGGAAAAAGCUGCAAGAUGACCUUAAUGAGAGACUGCUCAUGCGUCCAGGGCCGUUAGAACUCGUUAAUAAAAAUAUCUUAGACCCUGGUUCAUUUGUUGGCCAUGCAAUUAAAGAAGGUGCAGUUGAAUACUCGGAUACGAAAGAUUCAACCCUGAUUGUUAAUGCGUUAUCCCCUCCGGAAUCUUUUAGCGAUGAUUCAUUUCAGUUGUCCCCAGAUAACACCUCAAGUAUCGGUUCCCCAUCGGAGCUAUCACCCUCCCCUAUAUUUCCCACUCCCCCCAAGUUUAUGCCAAGUGACACUCCAUUUAAAGCUUUUCCACAAGUUGCGAGCACUCAACCAGCGCAUCAUAUGAAACUCAAAGACACUAAUAAGAGCCGCAAGAAAACGUCGAAAGCAAAAUUUAAGAAAUAUAAAUAUCAUGAAUACCGUCCGCCCAAUACAGAGACGAGUAUUUCUAAAAGUGACACAACACUCCCGGCCGACUCGCCUUAUGCGUUGCUGUUAGAACAGCAACAACUAUAUCUACAACUUCAGGUCCUCUGUCAAAACUACCCACAGACAUUUUUACCACUGCUACCUGCUGUGCAGAAAAGCAGCCCGGCAGACAACCAGCAUGCGGAUAAGCCGAUGAAACUAGAAGAGAUGAGAGUCAUUGAUUUGAGAAAUGAGUUGAAAAGCAGGGGACUGCCUGUGUCUGGGUCGAAGAAUAACCUGAUGGAAAGAUUGAAGUUGGCCAAUGCUGCCCAGGGAUCUCCAACGGCCAUCCCCAAUACUGUUGCCACGGUAGCACAGACAACACCAGUCCCUGUUGCACCCAGAACGACUUUAACCCGAUCAACCUCUGCUCCAGGGGGAGUUAAGUUAAUGAACUCAAUAAGACCUGGCAAGAUACUAAAUGAUGCUGAAAAGAUACUCCAAAUGGAGCAAAAUAUUAGCGUUGAGGAGAUCCAGCAGAAAAUACAACAAUUACAAUAUCUGAAUCUACAGCUACAGUUACAGCAAUUAGAUUUAAAGAAAAGCCAACAAGGCAAGCCACUACAACCUAAACCAGCGCCUGGUGAACCCACAGUUCUAAUGACGUCAUUGUUAUCUAACCAACAACCUUUGCAUCACCCAACUCUCCCACAACCCUCUCCUCUCCCACAGCAACAACAAAACCAACAGCAACAUGUGCAACUGCUGCCUCAACAAAAUCAAGUACAACAACAACAGCAAACAAUACAAGUACAGCAACAGCAGUUGGAACAAAAUCUACAACAACUCAAGCAAAUACAACAGCAACAACAACAGUUGCAGGUAGAACAACAGGAACAGAAACAACAAUUGCAGCAACAACAACAUUUGCAACAGCAACAACAACAGUUAAAGCACCAACAAUUUCAACAACAACUACAACAGCAACAACUACAUCAGCAGCAGCAGCAGCAGCAACAACAACAACAACAACAACAACAACAACAACAACAACAACAACAACAACAACAACAACAACAACAACAACAGCAAUUACAACCUCAACAGCCUAACCAGCAACUCAACCAACAACGACUUUAUAACCAGUUAUCAGUAUCACAGGCGCCAACGAUCUCUCUGCAAACAAACACCGAAUCAAGUGAUGUUAAAAUAUCAUCAAGCACUGUGACAUCUCUUCCGCCACCUCAACAAUGUCAAGUAUCUAUCUCUGCAACCCCAUUACUACACUGCUCGGCGUUAACCUGCAACAAUAAAUGUACCGGUAACCACUUGCAACAAUCAAUAACAACAACACCGAACAUUAACUCGGUACAACAACAUAAUGUAAUCCACUUUAAACAGCCUGUAAAACCUGUAAUUAUAUUGCAACCACCGAAACAACAGCAACGAGCAGAGCUGUUGUUCAGCCCCCCAGCUGAUAUGGGAAAUGAAGCAUUCUUCCAACAGUUGAAUAAAAAUGAUGGUGUAUCGUCUUUACACGGUGAUAUAAAAAUGGACCACGACACAAACUGGCAAGCUAUAAUGGAUGGUGAUGCUCGAUCACCUACAAGCUCGCCCACGUCUCUAGAGAGAUCACCCCCACCGUAUUUUCAGGCGGUAGCUGGCAGGUUAAGUCCUCGUAGUACAAGCUUUUCAGCAGGCAAUACGGCAGGUUUGCUGAAGACACAUCAACGGACCAAUAGUGUUGGCAGUACAUCGCCCCUAGCUCAUCGUCGGUCUCUAUCUGUUCCCUCAGUCAACCAUGGCAGUGUACAACAACAGGAGCUACAGAAGAGCCAUAAAUCCCUUUCCACUAUGUGUCUUGAUUUUCCUGAAGCAGACGAAAUGAGUGAUAUGGCGGAUAAUUACCACGGCAUUACACAAGAAUUACAAAAGGUAAUGGCAAGGUUGCUACAAGCAUUAGUGGAUACUGGGUGCGCUGGGAUGCACUGGUAGCUGAAUAACUGUAUUAUAGCUGAAUAGCUGAAUAACUGAACAACCCUCGGUGGCGCAAUCAUCAGGGCAAGGCGCCUCUUUCACUUCUGAGAUCGCGUGUUCGAUUCUCGCUUCGGACUCCAUGACUCUCUCGUGAAAAGAGUCAGUCAACGCUCUACCGAAAGUGGUGGGUUUUCGCCGGGUACUCCAGCUUCUUCCCACACGGAAUAUUGACAGAGUGGGUUGGGAUUAGCCCUUAACUGACCCUUCCAUGUGUCAAAAGGUGAAUUUCCAUUCAGUGCAAAAUGUCGCAUGGUCGAUUUUUUGUGAUCGCUUUCUUUUGAAAUGUGUGCAGUCAACUGCAGCUAAUGAGAUUUGUUCCGCUUGACUGUUUGUAUUUCAAAAGAAAGCGGUCGCAAAAAGUCGAUCGCGCAACAUUUUGCACUGAAUGGAAAUCCGCCUUAAGAAAGCCUUCGAUUCGAUCAGGUUGAGCUGCAUCCUUUGUAAUUCAGCUUAGCUCUCAGCUGCAAGUAAGGAUGAUUAGCACAUCUCCACUCCCUCACUAACUUACUCAAAACUGUAACAAUAAUUUCACAAUCAUGGAAGCAUUGGGAUGCUAUGAUGCAAAAAAUAUAUAAUUCCAUGAUGCAAAAAAUAUAUAAAAUUGAGAUUUACAGCAGCAAAAUGGUGGUAGUGGACAACUUACAUGUUAGACUAAAUUUUAAUCUAAGUAAAGAGAAGGGAAUCAAACACAACAGUUAAAAAGAACAUAAUGAAAUUAGUAAAAUAGCAAAAUUUGGUUACGAAAUGUUGUAAAAUACAGAAAAUAUAGCCUUGCGAAAUUUGCAUAUUUUCAGUAUAUUUGUAUUACGUGCGGAAAUUGUUACCAUUUUCGGCUCAAAAAUGGUAACAAUUUCCGCAUGUAAGGCUAUAUUUUCUGUAUUUUACAACAUUUCGUAACCAAAUUUUGCAAUUUUACUGAUUUUAAUAAGUUCUUUACGGGAAUUUACUUCUUUUUGCCUAAAUCAAAAAUUAGUCUAACAUGCAAGUUGUCUAUUGAUGACAAUGUAAAUCCGUUCCAAGCCCAUCAAGAAGUGGGUUGUGCUCAUGGAUCAGUUGCGCUCGCAAUAACCAUCAUGACAUUGUAUUUUUCUUUUACAAUAGGCAAUGAUUAUUGAAUCCCAGAAUAAUUUAGAUAAUCGUAACGCGGAAUUGCUUGAGAUUUUAGGAGGUGAGUGAGAUUUACUUAAUAUUUAUUAUUAUACUGCGUCCAUCCAUUGUAUCUUUUAUUCAACACUUCAUUGUAUUUUUUGUAACGGAACUGUCUCUAAGCCGCAUUUUUGCUUUUCUUCGUGUCAGUAAAUCGCUUACAUGUCCGUGUCCUCAAAGCUAGUUUUGUCCGUGCGUGUACCUAAGACUAAUUCUAUUUGUGCGCGUGUUUAAAAAUAAUGUUACUUGGUAAAGUUAGAUUGAGAGUCGCUUCACUUCUUGCAACCUGUUGCAACUCAUCUUUUGAAUUCAAAUCCGGCACCAUUUUCUGGAAUAAGCUCAGGAGAUUGACCUGGGAGAAACUGUUUGUAGUGAUUUUUUCUGUGUUGGUGUAAUGUACUCAGGUGAAUAUACGAUGUUUGUGAUGUUACUCUGAGUGUAUAUCCACACCGGGCAAACUUGAAAAAUAUGCCUGUCCACGGUGGGAAUCGAACCUACGACCUUUGGAAUACUAGCCCAAUGCUCUGCCAACUUACUAGAUUACAUUGAUAUCGAAGGAACUAUAUUCUGUUCCGAAAUAUCACUUACUCGAACCGACCUGAUCGCGUAGCUCAGUUGGCAGAACAUUGGGAACCGUGAGCAACCAUGACGGAAAUGCAUCGACGACGGUCAUUAAUACAAUGAAACGAGAUACAUUGCACUUAUCUAAAUCCACAUGAGCCCAAACUAACCAAUCAUUUAUAAUUUAAGCACUAACUGUAUAAAUCAUCUACAUUUAGAUACAUUAUUUCCUCCGAGUGCAGCUGCAGGCGGCGUACUCACGGGAAGUAGUCCAAACUUAAACGCUUACUCCCCUUUUCCUUCUUCUGGAAGACACUACACCAACUCCUCUCCAAAAGCCCCAAGAUCACCGACUACCAACCUACCCUCGUACCAAGAGGCGAUACAAAACAGUCUGCAGUCCCCUACUUCUGGUACUUUUAACACCAAUGAACUACUAAACGGCUACCAUGACCAUACAUCUCCGGUGAAUAUAAACCACACUCAACGUAAAAUAUCAUCGCCCAAUAUAGAGGAUGGUGUAUUACCCAUCCCCGGGUCUCCAAUGAGAGUAGACAGUGAUGAUGUUGACUUGCUGCAGAGAAGCGUUCUGGAUGCGAACGGUUACAGAAGAGAUAGUUUUGAAAACUUUAGAACUCAGAAUGUGCAAAACAAUUCAAUAUAUCAUGUAAAUCCCAGCGAUAUAUUCGGUAAUCCCACAGACACGCGGUUGAUAAAACAAGAGGACACAGGAAUGUCGUUCCUUGAUAUGGAGACUGCGGCUGCGGACUUUGCAGAAUCUAUGGAUUUUGGAAUGGCGGGAGACUCUAUGAGCGGUAUAACAUUUAGUCAAUAGCGCAUAUAUGUGUAUUAUUGUACAGUACAAUGUAACAUAGGGGGCCCAUUUAUGCCCUAGCAAACUAGGAAAUAUUGUGGCGGAAACAUUGUUAUCUAUCUAUGUUACCCGAAGGUUACGAAGGUAGACAAACCAGGAAACCAGGUUUUCCAAAAUUGAACAAAUCAGAGAAACUUGUUUCUACACAUCUUUCUCGACAUUGGACCAACCAAGAAACAUCAUUUCCUAAACAUGUUUCUCAAAUUUGGGCAAACCAGAAAAUGUUUUCUGGGCGUGUUUCCCGCAAGUGGGAAAGCCAAAAGCAUUGUUUCCUCGAUAUGUUACGUUUCCAUAAAUUGGGCAAAGCAGAAAAAAUGUUUACUAGCCAAGUUUAUUGAAGUUGGGAGAUCUAGGCAUUGUUUCCUGUAACCAUGUUUCCUGAAGUCGGCCAGACCAAGAAUCGUUGUUUACUUGCUAUAUUUCUCGAAUAUGUGCAAAGAAAGAAACUUUGUUUUCCAACCAUGUUUCCCGAACGUGACCGAACCAGGAAACAUUGCUUCUGCAACAGAAUCACAGUUGACAAAUAGAAGAUAUGUUUGUGAAUUUGUUGGAAACACUCUUACUUCGCUUCGUUCCAACAACAAUGUGUCCAAGGGUUGGUGAACAGGGGAACACCGAAGGAGGCAUGAAGAUUCUCAAAAUGUUUCCAUCACUAUUUCCUAGUUUUCUCGGUCUUUACAUUUUACACUGUACUGACGUUUUAUAGCCUAGUGAUAGAGCGUUUCACCAACGAGUCAUCCAUAAUUAUGCACAUUUUCACAAGCCUACAGACAGUUCAUUGUUGGACCUCGGUUAUGACCAUGAUGAGUCUAUCACCGACAUUGUAAAAAGCGUACAUUGGCCAUAAGUCCCCUUCCCAGCGUACGGUUUGUACGCUUGUGCAAAUCUUGAUAAUUAUUGAUGACUCCUUGUGUCUUUUAUACUGUGCUGCACAUGACAUGGUGGUCGCAUUCAAAUGUAUUGAUUACAGGAACGAAGAAGUGAGAUGGUAAAUGUUUCUGUUACAUGCAUAUGCCACCAAACACAAGGUCAUUACAUAUAGUGAACAACUUAAUCACUAGGCCAGUAUAAACUGCCUUUCCUUUUGGAGUUGACCAUCAUGUUACUGUAGUAUAAACUUAGCGAAACCUACUGAGCUCUUUUUCCAGUAAACGAAUUUAUUCGCCCGAAAAGACUUUUUCCUUUAUUGGCAUCGCUUCUCGCGUCGCAAAGGCGAUGCUGACAAAGCAAAAAGUCGCUUCGCGCGAACAUAUUCUCCUAAUGAAAAGCGGGCUUUAGGGGGGCUAUUCAUACGAGCUGGGCUGAUUUGAGUAGCGUAGAAUACAUGGGCUUAGAAUAGAAUUUUCCAUAAUCCGUAUAUGUGCGUUAAAGAAUAUAUUUUGGUGUCAAUUUGGCGUAAUUAUAUGGUACAGCUCAUCAACCUUGAAAUCAGAACCCUGCUCCACUCGUUAGGAGGUCAUGUUUAUUAGAGUUGUGUAAAUUAUGAGUUACAUAAUAUUUGCCGAGGCAUGUAUCUUCAACUUAUAGUCCAGUCAAAUCACUAUAAGUACAUGGUCCUGAUCAAAGUAAUUGCAAUAGAUUUGUUUUCAGUGGUAAAGUGUGAGAAAAGUUGUUCUGAUUAACAUACUAAAAAUCCCAAAAAAUCCCUUCGGUGGAACAUGGUGAAAAUCGAGUUUUUCUUACUUCUACCUAUAGAAAACCAUUGUGGACAGAAUGUUGAAAUUUUGAAAUCAUUUUUAGGCGAAUGUAACCUACAUUAUUGGAAAGCUUAGAAAAAACUAAAAUAUAGAUCAUUAAACGGUUAUCUUGCUUUUGCCUAUCCAGCCGAAGUUAUACAAGAUUUAAAAUGCCAUAAAUUUG
Paramuricea clavata is the source of this 6958-nucleotide messenger RNA. The record is from the annotation of a GenBank genome assembly. NCBI's taxonomy places the organism in Eukaryota, Metazoa, Cnidaria, Anthozoa, Malacalcyonacea, Plexauridae.